Molecule: messenger RNA, 951 nt
Organism: Fusarium venenatum
Lineage: Eukaryota; Fungi; Ascomycota; Sordariomycetes; Hypocreales; Nectriaceae
Molecular function (GO): hydrolase activity
Source: RefSeq, a predicted model, not a curated record
AUGGCACCCGAAAGCCUCGUUCAGACCAGUAACGCAGACCUCUUUCCUAGAGGAGGAUGGGACACUCACCACCAUAUAUUUGAUCCCCAGUUGUUUCCUUACAGCCCCACGCGACACCUCACACCUCCUGCAGCGACCAUCGAGGCUUUCGAGAACUUCCGGAAGAGCUUGGGUAUUACAAACUCAGUUCUUACUCACGGGUUAUCCUAUGGCGAUGACUGCACGUCUCUCAAAGCCUUCGUUGCCCAAUUGGGACGACAGUCGACUUCGGGAGUAGGAGUCAUCGAUCCCUUCACAACUACUGACGAUGAAAUCCGAGAUAUGCAAAAGGCUGGGAUCCGGGGCCUUCGUGUCAAUCUCUAUCCUCACGGGGCCAUGGAAGAUGUAGAGCUUCAAAAGAAGACCUUACGUGCAUACCUUGAAAGAGUUGUGAAGCUUUCCCUCUCCUGGAGUCUGACGAUGACGACGAUUCGGACUGAAUUCUGGAAUGAACUAGAGCCAUUUGUUCGAGCGGAAGUUGCACCGACAGGUAGAGCGCUCAUCACUGAUCAUUUUGGUCUUCUCAAGGCGCCGAGCUUGCUUUCAUCAGAGUGUCGCAACGAUCCUACGAAACAACCUGGUUUCGCGGCCAUCAUGAGACUUGUCUCGGAUGGGCUUCUCUUCGUCAAACUGAGUGCACCAUACCGCGUGAGCGAGCAGAGUCCACACUAUGAAGAUCUUGAGUUCCUCGUACGAGCGUUUGUGGAUGCCAACAAAUACCAGAUUCUUUGGGGAAGUGAUUGGCCGCAUACGCCGAGGAUGAAGGUGCGCAGUCACGAAGAAGCGAUGAAGGAAACUCCGUUCUUGAAAGUGGAUGAUGACACGUGGCUCCGGAGCUUGAGAAGCUGGCUAUCAUAUGAGGAGUGGGACUUGUUGAUGGUACAGAAUCCGAAGAGACUCUUUGCAUCAUAG